Molecule: messenger RNA, 2409 nt
Organism: Homo sapiens (human)
Lineage: Eukaryota; Metazoa; Chordata; Mammalia; Primates; Hominidae
Gene: UGT1A8
Product: UDP glucuronosyltransferase family 1 member A8
Exons: 5
Coding region: 76-1668 (530 amino acids)
Biological process (GO): monocarboxylic acid metabolic process; xenobiotic metabolic process
Cellular component (GO): endoplasmic reticulum membrane; endoplasmic reticulum
Molecular function (GO): glucuronosyltransferase activity; protein heterodimerization activity; UDP-glycosyltransferase activity
Source: RefSeq, marked reviewed
GUGCCUGUAGUUCUUCCGCCUACUGUAUCAUAGCAGCUUAGAAUCCCAGCUGCUGGCUCGGGCUGCAGUUCUCUCAUGGCUCGCACAGGGUGGACCAGCCCCAUUCCCCUAUGUGUUUCUCUGCUGCUGACCUGUGGCUUUGCUGAGGCAGGGAAGCUGCUGGUAGUGCCCAUGGAUGGGAGUCACUGGUUCACCAUGCAGUCGGUGGUGGAGAAACUUAUCCUCAGGGGGCAUGAGGUGGUUGUAGUCAUGCCAGAGGUGAGUUGGCAACUGGGAAAAUCACUGAAUUGCACAGUGAAGACUUACUCAACCUCAUACACUCUGGAGGAUCUGGACCGGGAAUUCAUGGAUUUCGCCGAUGCUCAAUGGAAAGCACAAGUACGAAGUUUGUUUUCUCUAUUUCUGAGUUCAUCCAAUGGUUUUUUUAACUUAUUUUUUUCGCAUUGCAGGAGUUUGUUUAAUGACCGAAAAUUAGUAGAAUACUUAAAGGAGAGUUCUUUUGAUGCGGUGUUUCUUGAUCCUUUUGAUGCCUGUGGCUUAAUUGUUGCCAAAUAUUUCUCCCUCCCCUCUGUGGUCUUCGCCAGGGGAAUAGCUUGCCACUAUCUUGAAGAAGGUGCACAGUGCCCUGCUCCUCUUUCCUAUGUCCCCAGAAUUCUCUUAGGGUUCUCAGAUGCCAUGACUUUCAAGGAGAGAGUACGGAACCACAUCAUGCACUUGGAGGAACAUUUAUUUUGCCAGUAUUUUUCCAAAAAUGCCCUAGAAAUAGCCUCUGAAAUUCUCCAAACACCUGUCACAGCAUAUGAUCUCUACAGCCACACAUCAAUUUGGUUGUUGCGAACAGACUUUGUUUUGGACUAUCCCAAACCCGUGAUGCCCAAUAUGAUCUUCAUUGGUGGUAUCAACUGCCAUCAGGGAAAGCCAUUGCCUAUGGAAUUUGAAGCCUACAUUAAUGCUUCUGGAGAACAUGGAAUUGUGGUUUUCUCUUUGGGAUCAAUGGUCUCAGAAAUUCCAGAGAAGAAAGCUAUGGCAAUUGCUGAUGCUUUGGGCAAAAUCCCUCAGACAGUCCUGUGGCGGUACACUGGAACCCGACCAUCGAAUCUUGCGAACAACACGAUACUUGUUAAGUGGCUACCCCAAAACGAUCUGCUUGGUCACCCGAUGACCCGUGCCUUUAUCACCCAUGCUGGUUCCCAUGGUGUUUAUGAAAGCAUAUGCAAUGGCGUUCCCAUGGUGAUGAUGCCCUUGUUUGGUGAUCAGAUGGACAAUGCAAAGCGCAUGGAGACUAAGGGAGCUGGAGUGACCCUGAAUGUUCUGGAAAUGACUUCUGAAGAUUUAGAAAAUGCUCUAAAAGCAGUCAUCAAUGACAAAAGUUACAAGGAGAACAUCAUGCGCCUCUCCAGCCUUCACAAGGACCGCCCGGUGGAGCCGCUGGACCUGGCCGUGUUCUGGGUGGAGUUUGUGAUGAGGCACAAGGGCGCGCCACACCUGCGCCCCGCAGCCCACGACCUCACCUGGUACCAGUACCAUUCCUUGGACGUGAUUGGUUUCCUCUUGGCCGUCGUGCUGACAGUGGCCUUCAUCACCUUUAAAUGUUGUGCUUAUGGCUACCGGAAAUGCUUGGGGAAAAAAGGGCGAGUUAAGAAAGCCCACAAAUCCAAGACCCAUUGAGAAGUGGGUGGGAAAUAAGGUAAAAUUUUGAACCAUUCCCUAGUCAUUUCCAAACUUGAAAACAGAAUCAGUGUUAAAUUCAUUUUAUUCUUAUUAAGGAAAUACUUUGCAUAAAUUAAUCAGCCCCAGAGUGCUUUAAAAAAUUCUCUUAAAUAAAAAUAAUAGACUCGCUAGUCAGUAAAGAUAUUUGAAUAUGUAUCGUGCCCCCUCUGGUGUCUUUGAUCAGGAUGACAUGUGCCAUUUUUCAGAGGACGUGCAGACAGGCUGGCAUUCUAGAUUACUUUUCUUACUCUGAAACAUGGCCUGUUUGGGAGUGCGGGAUUCAAAGGUGGUCCCACGGCUGCCCCUACUGCAAAUGGCAGUUUUAAUCUUAUCUUUUGGCUUCUGCAGAUGGUUGCAAUUGAUCCUUAACCAAUAAUGGUCAGUCCUCAUCUCUGUCGUGCUUCAUAGGUGCCACCUUGUGUGUUUAAAGAAGGGAAGCUUUGUACCUUUAGAGUGUAGGUGAAAUGAAUGAAUGGCUUGGAGUGCACUGAGAACAGCAUAUGAUUUCUUGCUUUGGGGAAAAAGAAUGAUGCUAUGAAAUUGGUGGGUGGUGUAUUUGAGAAGAUAAUCAUUGCUUAUGUCAAAUGGAGCUGAAUUUGAUAAAAACCCAAAAUACAGCUAUGAAGUGCUGGGCAAGUUUACUUUUUUUCUGAUGUUUCCUACAACUAAAAAUAAAUUAAUAAAUUUAUAUAAAUUCUA